This is a messenger RNA of Bradysia coprophila, 745 nucleotides long. RefSeq names its product dihydrofolate reductase (gene Dhfr). Gene Ontology annotation, biological process: folic acid metabolic process; tetrahydrofolate biosynthetic process; dihydrofolate metabolic process. Gene Ontology annotation, molecular function: NADP binding; dihydrofolate reductase activity. The record is from RefSeq and is a predicted model, not a curated record. Gene Ontology annotation, cellular component: mitochondrion. Lineage: Eukaryota; Metazoa; Arthropoda; Insecta; Diptera; Sciaridae.
UUUUCAGCAAACAUUUCAAACGUUUGACAUUUUGUACGUCAGCAACUUUUGAACCAUCUCUCAGUAGUGCUUAUUUUUACCGGUUUCUUAAAGAGCAAACAUUAAAAGUUUAAUUUUACUUCCAAUGUCUUCAAAGAAAUUUAGUUUAAUUGCAGCUGCAUGUGAAAACAUGGGAAUCGGUUCCAAGGGCAGCCUUCCUUGGCGACUGAAAAACGAAUUGAAAUAUUUUAAUCAACAAACAACUAAAACGAUCGAUGGCAGUAAAACGAAUGCGUUAAUCAUGGGACGAAAAACUUAUUUCGGAAUACCAGAAAGUAAGCGACCUCUACCCGGCCGACUGAACAUUGUCUUAUCGACGACAUCGACCCAAUCGGAUUAUCCAAGUGAGGUGUUGCUGUGUAAAACUUUCAACGAAGCCAUGGAAAAGUUAUCCGACCCAGUGCUGUCUGAAGGCAUCGAAAAUAUUUGGAUUGUGGGUGGUCACACUGUGUACAAAGAAGCAAUGGAUUCACCGUUGUGUCAUCGGGUGUACCUAACGGAAAUUAUGGCCACAUACGAUUGUGAUGCGUUUUUCCCAGCGAUUCCUGCCGAUUUCCAAUUGGUGUCCAACGACGAUGGUUUGCCGAGCGACAUUCAGGAGGAGAACGGUAUCAAAUACCAGUACAAAAUCUAUGAGAAACUGUGACAAUGUUGAACUUCAAUUCCAAUUUUCUUUUAAUAAAUACUUUUCGCUUCUACACACAAA